Gordionus sp. m RMFG-2023 is the source of this 2013-nucleotide messenger RNA. RefSeq names its product presenilin-1-like. Gene Ontology annotation, cellular component: neuronal cell body; neuromuscular junction; Z disc. The coding region runs from base 254 to 1840 and encodes 528 amino acids. Gene Ontology annotation, biological process: amyloid precursor protein catabolic process; amyloid-beta metabolic process; protein processing. NCBI's taxonomy places the organism in Eukaryota, Metazoa, Nematomorpha, Gordioida, Chordodea, Parachordodidae. The transcript is spliced from 10 exons. Gene Ontology annotation, molecular function: aspartic endopeptidase activity, intramembrane cleaving. The record is from RefSeq and is a predicted model, not a curated record.
UAGUGAUAAAUCGUUUCUUGCAAACUAGUCGGAAUUCAACUUUGGAAAAUUUCUGGAGUGAUUUCAAACACAUCUUAUUACUCAACUGUAAAGAUUUUACCAAAGUUAGAGGCCCUCCUCCUAAGGAAUGGAUAUCCCUGGCUACAGAAUCCUAAAUAGCGGAACUAAAAAACCAAAAGCCAUAAAGAUAAGGAUUUAUGGAAAACUAUACAGAGACUUCUAAGAUCUAUAUUAUAUAAAUCAGUAUCAUAUUAUGUCAUCUUCCAACUCCAAAUUUAUCCAUUCUUACAUAACGACCGAAUAUAAUCUGCCAUCGCGAAUCCAAAAACGCAAAAUUCAACUCAAAAUGACAACAGGAAAUUCUUCGUCUACCACAGAUGCGGGUGGACAUCAAACAACGAAUAUUGCUAAGGGGAAAGUUAAAUAUAAACCCAAAAUUGAUUCGUAUGCUUCACUGAAUUUCAAUUCCAACAACAACAAUGAUCGCAAUACCAUUUCAGGCCACCUAGGCCAAACGGGGGACAAUCCCAAUUUUCAAGAUGAAAAUGGGGAAGAAUUUGAAGGCAUAAUCAACCAAAUAAAUGGUCCGCUAAAUGGAAAUGAACCUAUCGAUGAUGCCGAUAACGAACAAGAGCUGAACUUAAAAUACGGCGCGAAACACGUUAUAUCAACCUUUAAGCCCGUCGUUUAUUGCAUGUUGCUGGUCGUUAUUUCUCUCUCCUGGCUGCCUUAUUACAAAAUCCAGGAUAAUUACAUGAUAUACACACCUUUUCACGAAAAGACGAAUGAUAUAGGAACCAAAGUGUGGCAAUCGGUUGCCAAUUCAGCUAUUUUUAUCAGUGUUAUCAUAGCCGUGACUUGUUUGUUCGUGUUCCUUUACAAGUAUCGAUGCAUGAAGAUUAUUACAGGGUGGCUUUUGUUUGCAUCCGUAAUCCUGAUGUUUGUUUAUUUUGGAAUUCAUUUGGAGCAAAUAUUUUCCACCCUAAACUUGCCUCUCGAUUACGUGACAGCGUCUCUCGUAAUUUUCAACUACGCCAUCCUGGGCCUAUUAGUAGUGCACUGGAAGGGCCCACUUAGAUUACACCAAGCCUAUCUCAUCAUUAAUAGCUCUCUAUUCGCUCUCACACUCAUAAAAUACUUACCCGAUUGGACUACUUGGGUUCUUUUGGCUUUCCUUUCUAUUUGGGAUAUGGUAGCAGUAUUAUGCCCCAAAGGACCUUUAAGGGCAUUAGUUGAAACAGCUCAAGAGAGAAACGAUUAUUUUCCUUCAAUCAUAUAUUCGUCUACUAUGGUAUGGAUGAUGACAUCGAAAGAGGGAAAGACGUCUCAAAAUAAUCUUGUAUCUACAUCGGGUUCUCGUAAUUCUUAUCAGCUAUUUACCGGAGAAGUCGAGGCAGCCCUAAAUAACCAAGAAAACACUACGGUUGAUAUAUUGGUCGCUUCUGUUAGUGAUAAUAAUAAUGACUUAAUAAAUGUCGAUCAUAAUUAUGAUAACGUUGAGACGGUAGUAGUCAGAAGACCCCUCCAGAAAAAGGUUGUUAACAAAUGGAAUCCAGAGAACGAAGAUGAUAGAGGAGUAAAGAUAGGAUUAGGUGAUUUGGUUUUUUAUAGUGUCUUAGUUGGAAAGGCUUCUUCUUAUGGAGAUUGGAACACAACAAUUACAUGCUUUAUAGCCAUUUUAAUAGGACUUUGUUUGACACUCAUACUUUUAGCCAUCUUUAAAAUGCCCCUACCAGCUCUUCCUAUAUCAAUAUUUUUCGGGUUGAUCUUUUAUUUUUCAACCAGUACUAUAAUCACUCCUUUCCUCGACGCAUUAUCUAAAGAUAACUUAUUUAUAUGACCAAUUAUUAUAUCAUUUUUUAUGUGAAAUAAUGUUAUAAUUUUAUAUUUAAUUUUCUAUAUGUAAUGUUACUCCUGAAUCAACUUCAAACUAAUUUAUUUUAUGUUUUUAAAAAACUUUUUGAACGUAUAAAUAUGAAUCAUAAAAAAACAUACACUAAAUUUUAUACUUAU